CACAGAUGACACUUGUCAACAAAAGCGAAAAUUGCUGGUAACGUUUGUUGUUAUUUUCAUUUUUCACUAGUCGGCGCGUUAUUAGAUUGAAUUAUUCAUAGAAAUUUGAUCAUUCAUAGCCAGGAAGUGAUUUAACGAAUGUGGUUGAUACUUCACAAAUAUUUAAGCAAUGUCUAACAUCGAGCAAUACAGAGUUUUUACAAAAAAUCUACAGCACGAAGAGCAGAGAUCACAAGCUUUAAAUGAUAUUAUAAACCUGUUAAAUUUUACUUCUCCUGCUGAAGCAGCAUCUGUAAUACAAAAUGUUGGCAUAUCUAAAAUAUUACAGUGCAUCAAUGCAAAUAAUAAAACACACGUCGAGCUUUCUUGUGAGGUAUUAAAGAAAUGCUUUGAAAUAAUUGAACCAUGUGAUGUGGCUCGGCAAUAUAUUACUUAUCUGAUGUAUUUAUUGAGGCAUGAAAAGGUUCCUGUUAGACAAGUUGCAAUUGAAGUGGUCUACAAAAUACUAAUGACAAAUUCGUCAGCUUUAUCUGUACCUGAACACAUUGAUAUUUUUGUGGCUGUUGCACAAUUGGUUUGUGAUAAAGAUGUCGCCAUUGCAAAUAAAGCCAUUCUCAUCACAUCUAAUCUCCCCGAGAAUGCAUAUCCUAAAGUAUUGGAAGAAAUGCAGAUAGCGUUUAAUUGCAACACAAGCAGUAAAUGUAAUGCUUUCGAGAUAGUUGUGAACAUUUCUUCAAAGUCACCUGAACUAUUCAAGCUAUGUACAGAUCAAGGGUACAUUAACUUUAUGGUCUCUGAACUAGAGUCUGAUGAUAUACUUUAUCAAAUGAAUAUCUUAGAAUUGCUUGCACAACUUGCUAGAAAACCCUAUGGUAUGAAUUAUUUGGUAGAAAAUGGAUCAUUUAAGCAAAUGGUUCAACAUUUACAAGAACUUCGAAACAAUCCCUUGGGAGGUCUUCUAAUGACAGGUUAUAUCAAAUUUUUCGGCACAGUUACUUAUCAAUAUUCUAAAGAAAUUAUUAAUGAGUACCCUUUGAUAGUGGAAACAUUACUUGAAGGUUUUGAUUCCAAUGAUCAAACAAUACUUCCUGUUGUUUUGGAUACUUUCGGCAUUAUCGGGAGUACACUAGAGGGAAAACUUUGUUUGGCUGCAUUUGGAAGUAAAUUCACUCAGGCUGUCGAGAAGGUCGGAGAAAUGAUUAAAAACAGUCCAACGGAGAUUAAAGUGCGCGCUCUUAUAUGUUUUUCGCAUUUGAUAAGUGUUGAACAGGAUCCGGAAUCAAAAACUAAACCCAUAGACCAUAGAGUAACGUUAAUGACUCGGGAAUGGUUUAGAAGCUUAAGUAAACAGCCUGCUUCAAUAGAAACUCUGUUUGGUGUGUGUCAAAAUCCAUUUCCCGAUAUUCGGUCCUCUGCGUUUAAUUUGUUAGACGCGGUAUGUCAGCAUAAGUGGGGCGAAGAUUUGGUCGCAAACUGUGCAGGUUUCAUCGAAUUUCUGCUUGAUCGUACUCUCGACUAUAAGAAGCAAUUGAUGGAAUUAAAAUAUGACAUCAUCAAGCGAUUAUCCAACUCGACAGCAUUUGACGCCAACACUCUUAUGAGAUUGCAGACGUAUGUUGACCAAGGUCCGUUUUAUGCGGAGACUACGAUGCAAGUGGCAAUGGAAGAAGGUGAUUAGUUUUAAAAGCAAUAUUUUUUUCAUAUUCAUAAUUAUUAUUUCUGUUGAAAGAAUGUUUAUGUUUCAAAUACAUUACUUUUAUACA
Colias croceus (clouded yellow) is the source of this 1763-nucleotide messenger RNA. RefSeq names its product 26S proteasome non-ATPase regulatory subunit 5. Gene Ontology annotation, biological process: proteasome assembly. The record is from RefSeq and is a predicted model, not a curated record. The coding region runs from base 170 to 1678 and encodes 502 amino acids. The transcript has 7 exons. Gene Ontology annotation, cellular component: cytosol. Lineage: Eukaryota; Metazoa; Arthropoda; Insecta; Lepidoptera; Pieridae.